CCCAGGUUCGAAGCGAAGGUCCCACCGAGCGGGAUGGGGUCUGACCGGGAGAGACAGCUAAAAGCCAUGGGAGUGGAGGCUCCGGCUCUUCCGCCGCAUGCAGACUGGCUUUGAGCAUGCGAGCCCUCCAGAUGCCCCCAGUGUAGUUCGUCUGUCUGUCAGCAGCAGCACUAGUCUCAGAGUGGACUUCCAGGAACCUCUCUGUGUCAACUCUGCUGUGGUUACCAAGUACAAAGUGAGUUGGAGCAGUGCCCCCUCAAUGAGUCCUUUGCUUGGUGAGAUGGUUGUAGAAGAUACCACUCUGCUGCAGUGUAACAUCACUGGACUCCUUUCUGGGAGCUUCUAUUAUGUUCAGGUGUCCGCCUACAACAUGAAGGGCUGGGGUCCAUCAUCAGUUUCCACACCAGCUUGUGCUGCACCCUCCAGUUGGAGGGAUAUUGAUGGCCGUGCUCCCCGCCAGCGAGGCCAGAAGGAGGCACUAGACCAGCUACUUGGGCAGAUAAAGGAAGCUCACCGCCACUGUGUCUGCCACGAGCAAUGCAAAGCUCCACCACAGGGGAGGAAACACUCGGUAUCCAAAAGCCUCCGUCACCUCUUCCAACCCACCAGCAAAUUUGUUAAAAGUUUAAAAAGGGGACUCUACUUGGCGUCAAUAAUGUAUAGAGAUGACAGCAUUUUGGUGACUCCAGAAGACCAGAUUCCUAUUGUGGAGGUUGAAGAUUCCUACUCCAGUUCCCUCAUGCAGGACUUCCUCUGGUUUACAAAGGUGUCCUACUUAUGGGAGGACAUUCCAUGGCUGCAGCAGUGUCUCAGUCCAUCCCAGUCUUCUUGUACCUGUACUCUGCAGACACGCCUCAAGAUGCUGCAGGCCGUCUCCCAUUUACAGGGAAUGCUGGGAACCCAGGAUCUUGGUCAAGUGUAUUUUGAGCCAAUCAAAGACAAACACGGUAACGCCCUGCUGGUUCUGCUAAAGGACAUGAACGCGUGUCCAAACCUGGAUGGGGUGCGCUGGACGCAGCUUUGCAAACUCCAGCUCCAACGCAAGUCCAUCUCAUCCCCUGAAGAACCCACCGCCUUGGACAUGCUUCUCAUCACGCUCCAUGAGAAGCUGGCGUAUCACAGGAGGAGUAGAAAGCAGCUGUCUCCGGGACUAUACUUGGGUUACCUGAAACUCUGUACAUCAGUGGAGCAGAUUAGAGCGCUGGUGCCUCAGAAACUCCCCAACGUCCUCUGUCACACGAAAAUUCGGGACAACAGUAACGUGUCCAGAGAGGAGUGGCAGUGGCUACAGGCCCUCAGCUCUCUGGAGGAGUCGUUGGAAAUGGACCAUGACGUACAGAGCGCUCCACAUCGCCUCUUACAGGACCUGCGCAGUGCCAUCAAGGACCUCAUGGCCCGCAUUAACGUCCCUGGCAAUCAGGCCCAGGACUUCCGUAUCUACUGCCAGGAGGUGUUGGAGUUUGGGGAGAAAGUGUCCUUCCUGCUCCUCCUGCCACCCUCUGAUGAAGUGUGCACGGCUCCUGGUCAGAAUAACCCAUACUCCCCCUGUUCUGGUUUCCUCACCCUGCCCCUGCAGAUCUUUGAACUAGUCCAUUUUAAUGCCUACUGCCCCAGUUUCAUCGGCCAGUAUUGCAGGGUGUCUGCCUUAUUGGAGCUGGAGUCCUUGAUGUCCCAGCAGGCAUUGAGGGAGGCAUUCUCUGAAGCUGAACUCCUCUCUGCCAAGAAGAAGCAUCAGCAGGUCCAGGACCACAUGCAGCAAAUGGAGGAGGUGUGGCGUGAUGCGAGGUGGAUCAUGGAAGCCUUGCAAUAUGCUCGCUAUAAACAGCCGACAGGAGGCAUCUCCAUCAGCUGGAUAAUUGAUUUCUCCAAGGAAGUGAUGCCUAAUAAGCCUCCGUCCACCUCCUCCCAGCCCGACUUCAUGCCCUCCCCCAUGCCUUCACCAGAACCCUGUCGUAAACACUCAGAUUUCGCUGGCCUGUCAGAUGAAGAGGGUUCCUCAGAGGUCUUCCUCACCACUGACAGUGACUACGACUCAAGCCGAGCCCAGAGCCCCCGCGAGUUGGACCUUCUGCCCCCGUCCCCCCUGUCGACCACAACGCCACUCGAACCUCGUAGCUUCCUGCGUAGCGACGGGAGCGGCUCAGGAGGAGGAAUAUGUAUCAGUAGCGGCGGACGUGGAGCGCUGAGGGAUUCCACGCCCGACGUCCUCCAGGCGUCAGAGCUACAGCACGGGAGGGAAGGUGAGAGGUGUGGAGGAGGGGGAGGGGGUCGGUGUGGAGGGGAAAGGCGGAGAGGAGCCCCAGAGCUGUUUGACAGUGACUUCAUCCUGCCCAGCCGACAGAUCGAGCUGUUACACAUCACAGAGAAGAGACAGGCUUUCUGUGUGAGAACCAGCAGCCUGGAGUUCCCCUCCGCCACCUCAGCCCACCACCAGCCUUACUCCCAUCCCAACACUUGCCCCUCACAGCCCACCUCACCUCAGCGACGGUGGCACAGGCCCUCGUCAGUGGACCGCUGCUGCUCGGCUGAACGCUGCCUGCCUCAUCUUCCACCUGCACGAACCUUAUCAGAGGACAGCGGGACUCAGAGGCUGUCCUCUCCAUCACCUGCUGCCCUCAGGAAAGGCUGCCACGCCACGCUCCGAGUGUACCCACAAUACCGCACAGGCCUGCCCAAGGAGACCAGUGUGAAGCUCUGUGUAACUCCAGGCACGUCAGCGAAGGAGAUGGUCCAGCUGGUGGUGCAGGAGAUGAACAUUGUGUCUCGCCGUUUGCUGGGCGGCAGCAGCGGAGGCGGAGGCGGCGGUGAACAGGACCAGUGUGUGUACUACAGCCCUGAACAGUUGAAGCACUUUGGCCUGGUGCUGGUUUUGGACAACAGAGAAAAGUGGCUUCAGGACGACUUCUGUCCCCUGGAGCUCCAAAACCCCUGGCUGAGGGGCAAACUGUGCGUUCGCAUUAAGGAGUACUCGCCUCUAGCACUGACGAACAGCCGGGCCACGACGGUGUGACACUUCCAAAGGGAGAAACAAAGGAAACAUUUAGGAGAUCCAUGUAACAAUUGGGACACUCCACUAAACUCUGCACUGUUCAACAACUGCAACUAUAAAACCUUGUCAUUUUGUCUCAUGUGGUAUUCUUAUCUGAAAAGCUUCUCCAAGAGUCUGGCUCCGACAACAGGACCUUUUUUAUAAACAUCACAGACCCUCAUAUGGACACCAAAUGAACAAUUAUAAAACAGAACAAAGAGAAAAUAGUUUUUUUGCUGUCAGAAAUCAUUGGGCUAAAGAUUAUGAUGCCGGGUAAGAUUAAUAGAGCGUCACUUUGACUUCUGGCGUGAUUGACACCAGCACAUAGGGCUGUGCGAGUUGCCAAAAUGACUUGGGCAGCAUCAUCUCCUCCCCAGCCACACGCAGACAGGGCUUUUCCUAUGAACUCUCUCAUUGUGUCAUACCCAAAGAGCUGUCGACUGCAGCCGCCCGGCCCCAUGUUCCCAGGAUGUGGGCUCUGGACCAGGCCCAGAGGGCAGGAAGGAAGGGAGAAGUACAGAUGGGGGGCUGGCGUCUCCGCACGGGGACGCAAUCGGCCCGGCGAUUUGGCACGUCAGCCUGUCACUCAACUGCUCUUGGCCACUGCGCUGUCUGGUAGCAAAAAACAAGCAAAGCAGGGAAGAGAGAGGUUAAUAGAGAAUGAAAGAAGGCAACGACGAGGAGGAGGAGGAGGGUGGAGGGGGGAAGGAGGGGGGAGGCUGCAUCUUAAAGACUGGCACUGACUCUGGUGCUUUUUUUGUCCCUUUUGCAGCAGCGAAUCCUCUGUAUAGUAGACUCAGUGGUAGUGUAGCUAAACUAAUACGAUCAUCUCAUCAUGUGAAGCAACACAAAAUAAAACCAGCUAAUUUGGAUUUUCACAACAGAGAAAAUACAAGCAAUACUUGACUCGUUUUGUUUUUUCUAAAUUGAUGGAAAAAGCAUGUAAACCAUCCGGGAUAGAUAGUGCAUCUGAAGUACUGUAGUCAUGCCGUGCUAAAAGUUAACCAGUUCAGUGUUUUGUUGUGUUUGGUUCCGUGGUAUUCCCAGAUGCAUCAGAAAAACGGUGCCCGUCAGUCUAGAACAGGGUCUCCCCAAGGAGUCGAGUGUGAAAGGGAUGACUCAAGUUGUCAAGAGGCCCGGCGUUUGUAAACAAAGUCACAUACCAUAUAUUCCAAACUGAUUCCUAAACCGCUUCGAAAAGUUAUUUAUGAAAUGACUCAGCUUUUACGACGGUUGAGUAAGUUUGUUAACUCCCUCGACACUGGCAAAAAAAAAUACCGGUCAGAAUCAGGCCUCUUCAAUCCUAAAACCGUACUUGUCAAGUCAUUUUCAGGAAACCACGCCAGCAUUUUGGUUUUGCAGAAUGCACUCCAUCUGGAACUGAAUCAUCUGUGCAUUGUUUACAUUGAACUCAGCAACGGAAACUUUAAGUUAUUUCUUUUUUUUUUUUUUUUUUUUUUUUUUUUUUAAAGAAACAUGGAUAUAUUUUCAACCCGGCUCAGCAACAUCAUCCUGCAAUAUUUCCAAAUGUAAGGAACUCAGUGAAUACAUCAAUAUCAGCUGAUAAAUGUAGCACCAAAAGAGAACAGUCCAAAAAAAAGA
Sphaeramia orbicularis (orbiculate cardinalfish) is the source of this 4630-nucleotide messenger RNA. RefSeq names its product ankyrin repeat and fibronectin type III domain containing 1b (gene ankfn1b). NCBI's taxonomy places the organism in Eukaryota, Metazoa, Chordata, Actinopteri, Kurtiformes, Apogonidae. The record is from RefSeq and is a predicted model, not a curated record. Gene Ontology annotation, molecular function: protein binding. Gene Ontology annotation, biological process: regulation of establishment of bipolar cell polarity; establishment of mitotic spindle orientation; signal transduction. The transcript is spliced from 16 exons. Gene Ontology annotation, cellular component: spindle. The coding region runs from base 98 to 3010 and encodes 970 amino acids.